Molecule: messenger RNA, 1311 nt
Organism: Nicrophorus vespilloides
Lineage: Eukaryota; Metazoa; Arthropoda; Insecta; Coleoptera; Silphidae
Exons: 6
Coding region: 578-1228 (216 amino acids)
Source: RefSeq, a predicted model, not a curated record
CAAACAGAACAAACAACAAAAAGGAAUUAGAUACAAUAAUAACCAGAGAAUUCAGCAACUUGUAGCACCGAGAAACAUUACUCAACACAAAACUAAUAACAAAUUUGACAGUCCGUUACUGUAACCAGGCAACAACUUCCAAAGCAAUCUUCAAUCAAUACUUAAAAACAAUGAAAUCUAAAAAACAGUAUACCUGGAAAGCAAGAAACAAAAUAGAUAAUUGUAAUGUCAUUCAUUCAUUCAUAAAUCGUGCAAUCAAUAUCACACAUCCGUUUCGAUUAACUAUUAAUUUAUUACCCGGAAACGGAUAUUCAACUAAUAGAAUCAGCAAAUUAUUCAAUCGGCAACACGUUCUGCAAUGAUCAGUUCUGUUCGUUCGAGUGGGCGAUUAGUUAAGAGUUGAUGAUGGAGAAUAGAAGUUGAGAUAAUUACCAGAGGUUUUUGGAUGCUGACCGAAGCGAGUGCACCAGAAAACUGUAGCGGCAGUUUUUGUGGGUCCAAUUUUCUGGAAAGCCGUGGUGAGCCAGUGAGCCGUGGAAAGCCGCAAUUUUUCAGGUAGAAAGCGGAAUUAGAGAGCAUGCAAAGGAUAAACCGCAAAAAGCUGGACCGCGGAAAUGUGUAUAUAAAAGGAGCGCGCUUGCACAACGAGCGCAAUCAGUUCCACGGAGCGACGAAGAUGAACAAAUUACUCGCAGUUCAAGUGUUGGCGUUUACAUUGUGCUCGGUGUAUGGGCAACAUCUUCAGGAGGCAGCGCAACUAGCUGAGAGCGGAUUGACCGGAGCCGUGCAGGCAGGAAGCAAAUACUUCCAAGAUAUAUACGCAGCUCAGGUGUCGCCGGAGUUGUUGGAGUUUGGGCACGUUCGUGAGACGGCCGACGAUUGGGAGCAGCGAUUCGAACAGAUCAAUUUGAACAGUCUGAAGCAGCGCGGAAAGGUGAGAUGGGGUGAUAAGAAUGGUGGAUACGGAGAGCACUAUUGGGAUUACAACCAUGCCGGUGGACACGGUGCCGAUGGUCACGACGAAGAGGAAUCCCAGAAUCACGAAUCUUACGAACCGUACGAGGAGGAGGUGGAUGAGCAGGAAAGUGGUAAAAGGCAGAGAAGAGCGCACGAAGAAGUCGAGCUUGUCGAUCAUCCCAAAGUGAGCAGAUCCUUGAACCAGAAGCACGGAGGAAACUAUCGCAAACUGCAGGGGAACUACGAAAGAACCAGGCGUCAGAAUGCUUAGUGAAUAAGAAAUCAGAAGAUUGUUAACUAGUUUUAUAUAAGUUCAUUUUUGUACGUUUAAAUAAUAAAUUAAUUUCAAACGAG